AUGACAGCCGGCAAUAUAGGCAAUGCACCGCCGUCCGCUAGCACCACCACUAUGCGGAUCUCGCCCGCCAACAUCGAGCAAGUCGACAUACUGGCCCGAAAACUUUACAAGCGAGCGCGAAUAAGCCCCGAGCUUGACGGAAUAGCAAAUUCGGUGCGCAGCCUACAUACAGCCCUGAAACACCUGAAGUUCGAAGCCGACGACCCGGAGUCGUUACUGAACAUCGACAGCAGUGCCGUAUACGCGCGGCAGCUAACGCCCAUCCUCGAGGAUUCGGAAUUUGCGCUUAAGCAGCUCGAUACCAUAUUCGAUAAGAAAUAUGGAAGAGGCGACGACAGUGGCAGCGGUGACACUGUCAAUAAUAGAGGAACACAGAUAGAUGGAGACAAGGGCUGGUCGCAUUUAGAGAGCCGCGAGCGCGACAUGAUCGACCUGAUUCACACCAAACUCACAAAUCAGAAGCUCAAUAUUGACAUGUUCCUUGAUACAGUUCAGCUUCACAACUCAUCCAAAUCCCGUCGCAUGGUCGAUACUAAUAGCACCGAUCUGGACUCUAUUAAGGAUGAGGUAGAUAUCAUCGCAUCGCGCAUAUGCCAACGGACGAAUUCAAAUUUGAGCGAGGGUAACGAAGAGGAGCUUUGGGGGCGGUUUAGAGAUGAGCUAGAACAGGCUGGUUUCUCAAAGGAGGUAUUGCGUAAAAAUCAGGACGUCAUACGAGCCUACAUCCGCCAGUUAGACAACCAGCUCAGCGCCAACGGCGGCAGUACGCCUUCGGUGCGGGGACUGUUAGAGUAUUACCGCCCUCGAGCUGAUGGCGGGCUACAGAUCACUCCGUACCCAACCUAUACCCCGGCUGAUUUCAGCCCGGAGGAAUUGGAGCCCAACGUCGAUGAGGAGAAGCUAUUUCCGUCCAUGAGGAUGAAACGUUUAGAAGAAGACGAAGACGACGAUAUCAACAUCAACAUCAAAAAUAGCAACAUCGGACGACAAACGUCGACGCAGCCCAUCAUGCCGGAUUAUCCUGCAAAUCUGUCUUAUGACCGUCGCCCCUCAGGCGGUGGUGAUAACACCGAUGGGUCAACGGCGCUUAUGUCCACGCGAGAGAUUAUGGCUUACGAUAAGCAGUCCGGUAUGGCUCUUGCGACGGAAAAUAUGCACCUGCAGCCGCCACCGAAUCCGGCCGGCCCGAGCUAUCAGAUGUCUAGUCCUCCCACAUCUCACUACCUUCCACCUUCGGUCUCUCAGCCUGCUUUACCAUCUUCCGCACCACCAACCACAGCCGACCAGUUCGGGACCCACCUUCACCGUGCCCAUCCUCUCCCGUCGGCCGCUGACAGCUCACUCCCAAUCCGGCGUCCGCACUCCGUAUCCGUGGCCGAGGUAAAUCGGCAGCAGCCACAACAACAACAACAAACACUCGUCGCUCCACAGCAGCGGACUGCACGGCUAGCGCCUGACAGCAAAGGUCACGAAAUCCCAUUAGAUGCCAAGUGGACUCGGAUCCCACGACGCUUGGUCUCGCCCGAAGUACUGGCUGGCGCAGGUGUACGCUAUGAAGCACGACCGGAUUUUGUGGCAGUACUAGGGGAGCUGAGCCGGGAUGAAGUAGCCUACUUUGCUCGUCGGACUACCGAGGUACGUGCUGCAAGGGGUCGGCGAACUAGUAAUACCCCUGUCAUCACUGGUGAUGGUGCGAAAGCGAGAAAAGUCGAGGAUAGGUAUCACCCGGAUAAAUAUCGAAACUGGGACGUGAUUGAAGAAGAAGAGCGGCAACGGCAGCGGCAGCGGCAGCACCGGAAAGAAGGAAAUAGGAAUAGCCAUGACACUGAUAGCAACGACGACAGUGAUGAUGACGGUGUGACUUACAUAGUCAAUAGUCGUAGUCGGCGACGAAGAGGAAGUACAGCAAGCACCGUCAGCGCGCUCUACGAUUCGAGCGACGAUUCGAGAACAUCGGAUGAAACAGACUCUGACGAAAGAGACCGAGAAUCAUACGAUUCCUCGUCUUACUCUCAAUCAUACCCACGCUCUGGCUCAUACCUAGAUGACUAUCACCACUCUCGUUCACAAUCCCAUCGGCGCAGUUCCACCAUGCCUUCGACCUCGCUUAAGUAUGAUGACAAAUCCAAUUCUACGGCGGGAGCAGACAGCAAAGCAGCGGAACGUAGGAACAGUCGCGACGGCAAUGAAAAGGGCACCAAGACUUAUCCGUUCAUCGUGUCACCGCCAGCAUCUACACCUGGGAAAGACAAGGGCAAAGACACCGGUACCGGCACUAGUCCCGCCGCCACGGUGAAGCCAAAGCCUAUUCUCAAAAAUAAGAAUGAUGACCCUCACGUUCGAAUCGACCCCACUCCACAAAUCAUAGAGGAAAGUUCAAACUCUCUGCCUCGAAGCUUACCUUCAUAUCGGCGCAGCGAGCGGGAGCGGGAGCGAGAACGGGACAGAGAGCGGGAUAGAGAUCAAGAGAGGAGUAAAGAUAGAGAUCAAGAGAGGAGUAAAGAUAGAGACAGGGAGAGGAAUAGAGAUAAGGAACAAGACCAUGACCGUGAUCGUGAUCGUGAGAAGAGAUACCGCUCAGACAAGUACACAGACGGAGAACGAGAGAGAGACCGCCACACGGACCGCGAUCGCGACCGAGACAGGGGAGAUCGAACCCGGGAGAAAGAAUACUACUCACACCGGGACCGCGAGGAGGGCCGAACCGAAUACCCCCACCGGCACCGGCAUCGCAGUAGUCGCGGCCACCGGUAUCAUUCGUCGAGCGGUCCGAGAAAAGACCGCGAACGCGAAUACCAUGACGACCAUUAUGUGAGCAGUAACAACCGGUCCCGGGAAGACCGUACCUCCAAGAAGAAGGCUCGAGACGAGACGAUCCGUGCCGUCGGUCUCGGAGGCGCCGCAGCUGCUAUGCUAAGCAUGUUGAGUGAAGCGGCACUAUGA
Messenger RNA from Daldinia caldariorum, 2943 nucleotides. RefSeq lists its product as uncharacterized. NCBI's taxonomy places the organism in Eukaryota, Fungi, Ascomycota, Sordariomycetes, Xylariales, Hypoxylaceae. The record is from RefSeq and is a predicted model, not a curated record. The transcript is spliced from 2 exons. Bases 1 to 2943 code for a protein of 980 amino acids.